Messenger RNA from [Torrubiella] hemipterigena, 7591 nucleotides. The record is from the annotation of a GenBank genome assembly. NCBI's taxonomy places the organism in Eukaryota, Fungi, Ascomycota, Sordariomycetes, Hypocreales, Clavicipitaceae.
CUUUCUUGUUGCUGGACACUGUUAGUCUUGGAGGGCUCGGCUUAGCGAUAAACCGUUUUGCCUUUGGUUGUGUUUGUUUUGUUUUGCCUUUUUCAAUGAGAACAGUUUACACCACAUUAAACUUCUUGGUUUGCGCCAAUUUAUGGUAAAUUCAUAAUAACCAUGAUGGAAAUAGAGUUGGUACAGUAUAAGCCUUCAUUGCGCAGCAUUGGCGUUACGAACACUCACCUGAUAGACAUUGAUAACGGAACUCAGAUUUUGCAUCACACCACCAUCCAUCAUGCUACGUUGUAUGAGGCUUUCGUCGGGUUGAGUCGGGACAGCACACCAGCAUCUUCUAUUCCUUUCGAUGUUGUUAAAAGCAGGAUAUUCUGAUACUAUCAGGUAAUAGAUAGCAUGCCGACCACAUAUUUUUGCGACACGUACUCAAUUCAUCGUUCAGGCGGUGGCACGAGGAAUCGGUCUGCGUCUUGUCUUCAACACUGUACUGUACUGGCGUAUAGGCUUGGUUGGUCUUGUCAAUCGCCAUACACAACACAAUGUUUUAUGACGAAAACACAUAAUCCAAUAUUAAGCCGGUUGCUCCAGAGUAAGCAGUAUUGUUGUUAUCUAAUCCUCAGCGCUCCUCCAAUUGGAUGCUCGAUAUUAAAACGCAAUGGUUUCCACGGCGGCACAGGAACAAGUCCCGAAGUACCGGUACAUAGGUCGUGUUCAAUGGACGCUGAAAUUGCACUUUGGCUGGGUACAGGGUUUACCUUCAGUGGAGCGGUGCCCCUAAAAUACCAUUCCGUAGGGUCCGGGAGGCCUAUGAUUUUUAUGCCCCGGAGCCCGCAAGCCGCGCGGCCGGCGUAGAGUGCAAUUCCGUUAAUGAAAAUAGAGCAAGCAUUAUCAACAAGCUUCUUUUAUCAUCAGAAGCCAUGCCCAGUCAACCGGGCGAUGAAACAUCUCGUCAAUUGAGACUAGACGGCGACUGAUCCAGCCCAUUGCGAGGAGAACAGCUUCGACGUCGACGUCACCAUCGACGCUUUACAGCGGCCGUACCACUGCCGACCAACUGCUAAGAGAUAGCGGACGAUGGGCUUUGAAUUCCCCUAACCCUUCCGUUGCUUCCCUACGUACCGCUAGUACGGUUUUGCGGUCGCCCAUUAAGCGCUACAGCAAGUGCAUGCAGGCCGGGCUCAGGGCACCUUUCCGUCUUGGGUUUAGCGGGCCAAUGUCGUUGAGGAGAAGGCUUGCAUUGGCCGCCAGAUGCAGCCUCUAGGGCCCCUCCCUCCUAAAAUCUAGAGGCAAAAAAAAAGUGACGAGAUACGUGCAGCAACUAAAAACCAAGAUCCCCAAUUUUUUUCCCUAUGCCCACUGGCCCCCCUCCCAUGCAGGCUCCCCCAAAAAGCUGCUUGCUGUGGUGGGUCCCAGCAGUUCAACAAUCUCCAAAGCCGCCACGCCCAAUGGUCCAUGCCACCCGGCCAGCCGUCACUCAUCGCUACCGCUACGGCUUUUUGCUUCUUGCGCGUCCCGUACCUUUCCUUCUUGCCCCAUCCUCCCCUCCAUUCCCAUCUUCAUCCAUUCUAAACACUUUUACUUCUUUUAAUUGUUGCUUCAAGAGAAUAGGGGACUCUUGAUCUUGUUUGCCUCGUUUUCACCUUCUCUACUCUCCUCUCCUCCCAACUGCGUUUGGCCGCGCUGUUGCACUUUCGCCUACGACCCCCCCUAAUUCUUGAAGCUUGAAAACCUCAAUUCCGGCCGUCUGUUAGCCAAUUCAAUAACCUUGCAUCUAUUCAAGGUCAAUUGAGUUGCCUGAAGUUGUAAACAGUCAACUUCAGCCGCUACUACGACUUAAAUCCGAUCAUCCUCACAACCUAGUCACAACCCGCUAAACAUGCGUCCCGAAGUCGAGCAGGAGCUUGCUCACACGCUCCUCGUGGAGCUUCUUGCUUACCAGUUCGCCUCGCCGGUCAGAUGGAUUGAAACCCAGGAUGUCUUCCUCGCUGAGAAGACUGCUGAGCGCAUCGUCGAAAUUGGUCCCGCCGAUACGCUCGGUGUCAUGGCCAAGCGUACACUUGCCGCCAAGUACGAAGCCUACGAUGCUGCCAAGUCCGUCCAAAGACAGAUCCUCUGCUACAACAAAGAUUCGAAAGAGAUUUACUACGACGUAGAUCCCGUCGAAGAGGAGCCCGAGGCCCCCGCUGCGGCUUCCACUGACGGCGCCGCUGCUCCUGCCGCUGUCGCCGCUUCUGCCGCUCCCGUUGCUGUCGCCGCGCCGCCACCCCCCGGCGCUGGCCCAGCCGCUCAAGUUCCUGAUGCGCCUGUGCAAGCUGUCGAAAUUGUUCGCUCUUUGAUUGCUCAAAAGCUGAAGAAGCCAUACCUUGAGGUCCCUUUGAGCAAGGCCAUCAAAGAUCUCGUUGGUGGCAAAUCUACUCUACAAAACGAAAUCCUCGGUGAUCUGAGCAAGGAAUUCGGCUCUACUCCCGAAAAGCCUGAAGACACUCCUCUUGAUGAGCUUGGUGCCUCCAUGCAAGCCACUUUUGAUGGCAACCUGGGCAAGGUUUCGCAAUCUUUGAUUGCCAGACUCAUUUCUUCUAAGAUGCCCGGGGGUUUCAACAUCACUGCCGCUCGCAAGUACCUUGAAACCCGCUGGGGUCUCGGUAAUGGUCGUCAGGAUGGUGCUCUACUCCUGGCGUUGACCAUGGAACCUGCUGCGCGUCUUGGUUCAGAAGGCGACGCAAAGGCUUUCCUCGACGAUGUCACACAGAAAUACGCUGCCAACUCUGGAAUCAGCCUUUCUACUACUUCUGCAAGCGAUUCCGCUGGUGCUGGUGGUGCUGGUAUGAUGAUGGAUCCCGCAGCCAUCGAUGCGCUCACCAAGGAUCAGCGCGCGCUCUUCAAGCAGCAGCUUGAGCUCUUCGCUCGCUACCUCAAGAUGGACCUUCGCUCCGGUGAGAAGGCUCACAUUGACUCUCAAAAGUCUGAGAAGGUCUUGCAAGCUCAGCUUGACCUCUGGACUGCUGAGCACGGUGACUUCUACGCCUCCGGUAUCGAGCCAGUUUUCAGCCCUCUCAAGGCUCGCACAUACGACUCUUCAUGGAACUGGGCUCGUCAGGAUGCCCUCACUAUGUACUUCGACAUUAUUUUUGGCCGUCUGCAGACUGUCGAUCGCGAAAUUGUCAGCCAGUGUAUCCGCCUUAUGAACCGAUCAAACCCCAAGUUCCUCGACUUCAUGCAGUACCACAUUGACAACUGCCCUACCGAACGAGGCGAGACCUACAAGUUGGCUAAGGAGCUUGGAUUGAUGCUGAUUGAUAACUGCAAGGAAGUCCUUGAGGUAUCCCCCGUUUACAAGGAUGUCGCAGUUCCCACUGGUCCUCGAACCACCGUUGACGCUCGUGGUAACCUCGAAUAUGAGGAGACUCCUCGCGCCAGCUGCCGCAAGCUUGAGCACUAUGUUCAGCAAAUGGCCGAGGGUGGCAAGAUUUCUGAAUACGGAAACCGCACAAAGGUCCAGAGUGAUCUCCAGCGCAUCUAUAAGCUCAUCAAGCAGCAGCACAAGAUGUCCAAGACGUCUCAGCUCGAAAUUAAGAGCUUGUAUGGUGAUGUUCUCCGCUCUCUGGCCAUGAACCAGAGCCAAAUCAUCAAGGAGGACGGCAAACCCAAGAAGGGUGGCCUCAAGGCCGCUACUCAGAAGAAGGGCAAGGUCGAAACCAUCCCCUUCUUGCAUCUCAAGAAGAAGACUAUUCACGGCUGGGAUUACUCCAAGAAGCUCACUGCUAGCUACUUGACCUGCCUUGAAGAAGCUGCACGCUCUGGUGUCACUUUUGAGGGCAAGGAUGUCCUCAUGACUGGUGCUGGUGCCGGAUCCAUUGGUGCUGAGGUCCUUCAAGGUCUUAUCAGUGGUGGUGCCCGCGUCAUUGUCACCACCAGUCGCUUCUCCAGAGAAGUUACUGAGUACUACCAGUCUAUGUACACUCGCUACGGUUCUCGCGGCUCUCAGCUCAUCGUUGUUCCUUUCAACCAAGGUAGCAAGCAGGAUGUUGAGGCUCUCGUCGAAUACAUCUAUGAUGCCAAGAACGGUCUUGGUUGGGAUCUUGACUACAUUGUGCCUUUUGCUGCCAUCUCAGAGAAUGGUCGCCAGAUUGACGGCGUUGACUCUCGAUCCGAAUUGGCCCAUCGUAUCAUGCUUACCAACUUGAUCCGUCUUUUGGGUUGUGUCAAGACUCAGAAGGCUGAGCGCGGUUUCGAAACCCGCCCCGCCCAGGUCGUCCUGCCUCUGUCGCCUAACCACGGAACCUUCGGUAACGAUGGUCUCUACUCCGAGUCUAAGCUCGGUCUGGAGACUCUCUUCAACAGAUGGUACGCCGAAAGCUGGGCCAACUACCUCACCAUUUGCGGUGCUGUUAUUGGCUGGACUCGCGGUACUGGUCUCAUGUCUGGCAACAACAUUGUUGCUGAGGGUGUUGAGGCCUUUGGUGUACGCACCUUCUCCCAGCAGGAGAUGGCUUUCAACCUUCUCGGUCUGAUGUCUCCUACUAUCGUCGAUCUCUGCCAGGCUGAGCCAGUCUUUGCUGAUCUUAACGGUGGUCUUCAGUUUAUCCCCAACCUGAACGAGGCUAUGACCAAGCUUCGCAAAGACAUUACUGAGACCAGUGAGAUCCGCCGUGCUAUCACCAAGGAGAACGCUCUUGAGAACACCAUUGUCAACGGUGCUCAGGCCGAGGUCGUAUACAAGAAGAAGGUUGUUCAGCCUAGAGCCAACAUUCAGUUUGACUUCCCUACUCUCCCCGACUGGAAGAAGGAGGUCGCUCCCCUUAAUGACUCCCUCAAGGGCAUGGUCGACUUGGAGCGUGUUGUUGUUGUUACUGGCUUUGCUGAAGUCGGUCCUUGGGGUAACUCUCGUACCCGUUGGGAGAUGGAAGCCUUUGGCGAGUUCUCCCUGGAGGGUUGCGUUGAGAUGGCCUGGAUCAUGGGUCUUAUCAAGAACCACAACGGUCCAUUGAAGGGCAAGCCCUACUCCGGUUGGGUUGACUCCAAGACUGGUGAGCCAGUUGAUGAUAAGGAUAUCAAGGCCAAAUAUGAGAAGCAUAUUUUGGAUCACUCCGGUAUCCGUAUUAUUGAGCCUGAGCUCUUUGGUGGUUACGACCCCAACAAGAAGCAACUUCUCCACGAAGUUGUUAUUGAGGAAGACCUUGAGCCCUUCGAGGCUUCCAAGGAGACCGCCGAAGAGUUCAAGCGCGAGCAUGGUGACAAGGCCGAGGUAUUUGAGAUCCCUGAGAGUGGUGAAUACAUUAUCCGCAUGAAGAAGGGUGCCUCCCUCUGGAUCCCCAAGGCUCUCCGCUUCGACCGUCUCGUUGCCGGCCAGAUCCCCACCGGCUGGGACCCUAAGCGCUACGGUAUCCCUGACGACAUCGUCUCCCAAGUCGACCAGGUUACCCUCUUCCUCCUCGUCUCCACUGCUGAGGCUCUAUUGGCAAGUGGUAUUACCGACCCUUACGAGUUCUACAAGUACGUCCACGUUUCCGAGGUCGGAAACUGUGUUGGUUCUGGUAUGGGUGGUACCGAGGCUCUCAAUGGCAUGUACAAGACACGAUUCCUCGACCAGCCUCUCCAGAACGAUAUCCUGCAGGAGUCCUUCAUCAACACCAUGGCCGCUUGGGUUAACAUGUUGUUGAUCUCUUCUUCUGGUCCUAUCAAGACCCCCGUCGGUGCCUGUGCUACUGCCGUCGAGUCUGUUGAUAUCGGUUACGAGACUAUUAUGGAAGGCAAGGCUCGCGUCUGCUUCGUCGGUGGUUUCGAUGACUUCAACGAGGAGGGCUCCUACGAGUUUGCCAACAUGAAGGCUACCAGCAACAGCGUUGAUGAGAUGGCCCACGGCCGCACUCCCCAGGAGAUGUCUCGACCCACUACCACAACUAGAAACGGCUUCAUGGAGUCUCAGGGUUGCGGCAUCCAGGUCAUCAUGACUGCCAAGCUGGCUCUCGAUAUGGGUGUCCCUAUCCACGGUAUCAUUGCUCUUACCACCACUGCUUCUGACAAGAUUGGUCGUUCCGUACCUGCUCCUGGUCAAGGUGUUUUGACCACUGCCCGUGAGCACGCCGGCAAGUUCCCGUCGCCUCUGCUUGACAUCAACUACCGCCGUCGCCAGAUCGAGCGUCGCAAAAAGCAGAUCAAGCAGUGGCAGGAGUCUGAGCUUGAGUUUGUUCACGACGAGGUUGAUGCUAUGAAGGCCCAGAACGCUGCCUUUGAUGAGAAGGCGUACGCUCAGGACCGUAUCUCUCACAUUGAGAAGGAGGCCGCUCGCCAAGAAAAGGAACUCUUGCGCGCCAUGGGCAACAACUUCUGGAAGAACGAUACUAGCAUCGCUCCUCUCCGUGGUGCUCUCGCCACUUGGGGUCUCACCAUUGACGAUGUUGGUGUUGCAUCCUUCCACGGAACUUCUACCAAGGCCAACGAUAAGAACGAGUCUUCCGUCAUUUGCCAGCAGCUUCGUCACCUUGGCCGCUCCAAGGGCAACGCCGUUCUUGGUAUCUUCCAGAAGUACCUUACCGGUCACCCCAAGGGUGCUGCUGGUGCUUGGAUGAUGAACGGUUGUCUCCAGGUCCUCAACACUGGUCUGGUUCCUGGUAACCGCAAUGCCGACAACGUCGAUGCCAUCAUGGAGGACUUUGACCUCAUUGUCUACCCCAGCCGCAGCAUCCAGACUGACGGCAUCAAGGCUUUCUCCGUUACCUCGUUCGGUUUCGGUCAGAAGGGUGCCCAGGCCAUUGGUAUCCACCCCAAGUACCUGUUUGCUACUCUUGAUGAGAAGACCUAUGGCGAGUACUGCGUCAAGGUCGAGGCCCGUCAGAAGAAGGCUUACCGCUUCUUCCACAACGGUCUUGUCAACAACAGCCUGUUCGUCGCCAAGGACAAGGCUCCUUACACCGACGAGCAGCUCAGCUCUGUUCUACUGAACCCUGAUGCCCGUGUCUCCACCGACAAGAAGACUUCUGAGCUCAAGUUCAGUGCCAACUUCAUGAAGGAGUCGGAGAAGAUCGUCUCGUCCUCUCAGGCCAAGGAGAACGAGGCCAUCAUGUCCACUCUUGCCCAAAAGGUUGCCAACCAAAACAGCAAGGUUGGCGUUGAUGUUGAGGACAUUGCUGCCAUCAACAUCACCAACGAGACCUUCGUUGAGCGCAACUUCACCACUGGCGAGAUUGCCUACUGCAAGGCUGCUCCCAGCCCCCAGAGCUCCUUUGCAGGACGCUGGAGUGCCAAGGAGGCUGUCUUCAAGUCGCUUGGUGUUCCCAGCCAGGGCGGCGGUGCCGCUAUGAAGGACAUUGAGAUUGUGAAGAGCGAGACCGGCGGCCCUAUCGUGACUUUGCACGGCCAGGCUGCUGCAGCUGCUAAGCAGGCCGGCAUCAAGGACAUCUCCUUGUCCAUCUCUCACUCUGAAACCCAGGCUAUUGCCGUUGCUGUUGCCAACUUCUAAAUAAGGCAUGGCGAUGUAUUACUGACGACGGAUGAUGGACGGAAUGCCGCAUUCAAAGAAGUAUUGUUAUUUUAAUAGAUUGAAAGUCUUGUUUGUAGAUUUGAUUUUUUUAAUACAUUUUACAUUUAUCAU